Molecule: messenger RNA, 4437 nt
Organism: Trichosurus vulpecula (common brushtail)
Lineage: Eukaryota; Metazoa; Chordata; Mammalia; Diprotodontia; Phalangeridae
Gene: MIER1
Product: MIER1 transcriptional regulator
Exons: 14
Coding region: 174-1700 (508 amino acids)
Biological process (GO): negative regulation of transcription by RNA polymerase II
Cellular component (GO): nucleoplasm
Molecular function (GO): histone deacetylase binding; transcription corepressor activity
Source: RefSeq, a predicted model, not a curated record
GAGCUCUGGAGGGGCCGUGCGGCCGAGCCCGGGGCUACCCCCGCGUCCCGGGAGGCGCCCGGCGCGCGAGCCCAGCCCAUGGUGUGGUGGCCCGCUUCUCCCAGUGCCUGGCCGAAUUUCGGGCGUGGUUAAGAACCAACUGGCUGCGGUUCAACCCCGACAAGCCGGAAGUGAUGCUGCCUUCUGUUGAGUCUUCAAGCCCAGGAGGUUCAGCAACAUCAGAUGACCAUGAAUUUGAUCCAUCAGCUGACAUGCUGGUUCAUGAUUUUGAUGAUGAGCGGACACUAGAAGAGGAAGAAAUGAUGGAAGGAGAAACAAACUUCAGUUCUGAAAUAGAGGAUCUUGCAAGGGAAGGCGAUAUGCCAAUUCACGAGCUCCUCAGCCUUUAUGGCUACGAUAGUGCUGUCCGGCUGCCUGAGGAAGAGGAGGAGGAAGAGGAAGAAGAGGAAGGGGAAGAUGAUGAGGAUGUCGACAACGAUGACCACAGUGGAUGUAGUGGAGAAAACAAAGAAAAUAUAAAGGAUUCAUCAGGCCAGGAAGAUGAAACUCAGUCAUCCAAUGAUGACCCAACACAGUCUGUGGCUUCUCAGGAUGCCCAGGAAAUAAUCCGCCCACGCCGAUGUAAAUAUUUUGAUACAAACAGUGAAAUAGAAGAAGAAUCUGAAGAAGAUGAAGACUAUAUUCCAUCAGAAGACUGGAAAAAGGAAAUUAUGGUGGGUUCCGUAUUUCAAGCUGAAAUUCCAGUUGGCAUUUGUAAAUACAAGGAGAAUGAAAAAGUGUAUGAAAAUGAUGACCAGCUUCUGUGGAACCCUGAUUACUUAUUGGAAGAUAAAGUGAUUGAAUUUCUUAAUGAAGCAUCCAGACGAACAGGAGAUGAAAAAGGGGUAGAAGCAAUUCCUGAAGGUUGUCACAUAAAAGACAACGAGCAGGCCCUCUAUGAAUUGGUGAAAUGCAAUUUUGAUACAGAAGAAGCCCUCAGAAGAUUAAGGUUUAAUGUGAAAGCAGCUAGAGAAGAGCUCUCUGUUUGGACAGAGGAAGAAUGCAGGAAUUUUGAACAAGGCCUGAAAGCGUAUGGGAAGGAUUUUCAUUUAAUUCAGGCUAACAAGGUCCGAACAAGGUCAGUUGGGGAGUGUGUCGCAUUUUAUUACAUGUGGAAAAAAUCUGAACGUUAUGAUUUCUUCGCUCAGCAAACACGAUUUGGAAAAAAGAAGUACAAUCUCCAUCCCGGUGUGACGGAUUAUAUGGACCGGCUCUUAGAUGAAAGUGAAAGUGCUGCCUCCAGCCGGGCCCCAUCCCCUCCCCCAACAGCCUCCAACAGCAGCACCAGCCAGUCAGAGAAAGAAGAUGGCACAAGUAACAGUAAUCAGAAUGGUAUAUCCUCAAAUGGCCCUGGGGAAGUCUCCAACAAGGAUGAAGUCAGAGUUGAAGGAUUGCACAUGAACGGGCCCACUGCUGGGAGCAAGAAGCCCAUCCACGCAGACGCGAACACCAAUGGCUAUGACGCUGAUGGCCUGCCCGGCGACCUCAAGCUCGCUCAUGGAGCUGCCAAGAAUGAAAAUUAUUUUGAUGAUAAAAACGAGAGGCCUGCCAAGCGGCGAAGGGUUAGCAGCAAUGGCAGAGAAAGCCCAGGCUCUUCAGAGUUUUUCCAGGAGGCAAUCUCACAUGGGAAGUUUGAAGAACUGGAAAACUUAGAUGACUAGAUGUGAGGGCUGUUUUUUAUUUGGAGUAAUUUCUGGUGCGACUACAAUUUUCAGGGUUGAUGGGUUACCUUAAGUUGAUUUCCUUGAAGCACUCAGUUGAAAUCUGACAUUUUAAAUUGGAUUUUAAUUUUAGGUGACAGUUUGUAUUUCUGCCUUUAGCAGAAUUUUUUACUUCUGCUAUUUUAAAGACCCUUUUAAAUAUUGAGAACUCCUAUAGUCAAUGAAGGCUGUACAUUGAUCUUUAACAACAGAGAAUCCUAUUACAGAAUUUUAGAGACAUAUUUUAAUACCAAACCCUGUUGUUCUGAGUUUGAGGUUUGGUGGGGGGGGAGGUGGGGGUGGGAUAUGCGGGAACUGGGGAAGGUUGGUUUGUAUUUAAUUUGAAAAAUCUUCUGCUUAACACCAGCUUUUCUGCUGUUUUUUUUUUUUAAUGUCUAGUAGACCAGGAAAUAGACAUUACAUUUUUCUCUCCAUACAAAUUGGGUGUCAUAUUAUUGAGGAAACCCUUAUGAAUCCUGAAAGUUAUGCUAGCAUGAUUUUUUUAUAUAUAGAAGUUAAAAAAUAAACCAAGUCAGGUUUGUGUAUGUACAAUUGUUGACAUCAGUGAUGUCUUUCAUAUUCUUAUCUGGGCUUAAGAAAUACAUGCUGUAUUUUUCCAGAUUCUUUGUAGCCUUUGGAAGAUUUUUACAGAACUUAUGUCUUGAUUGAGCUGUCCUUUCUUAAUACAAAAAGCUUGUAUAAUUUUCUUAACUUGUACAGUUGGUAAACUUUUAUGAGAAGAGUUGAUAUUCUGAGUCUGUCAGCUUCAUUUUAUUUUGCUAAAGUCUUUUUCUAAUGAAUUUUUAAGUGUUUGUGUAGUAUCUGAGUCAUCUUUUCUUAUUCAGAUGGUUAAAGCAUUCAUAGAGAAUUAUGAGAAUCUGAUUUUUACAAUUUCUACGUUAGGACAAAUCGUGAGUUUCGAGAAUUCUGAAGUGAUGCAUGAUGCUUGUGUUGCACAGACUUUUGCAUUUGUUAUGUUUUCAGUUUUAUUUUUGCAGCAACAAGAGCUUAAUGUCAGCUUAAGUGCUUAACUUUAACUCAAACGUGUUGGCCAGAGUCCUGCUCAGUUAUUUUUAUAUACAUAUCAAAGGACCCCAUUUUUGCAUUUAAGAUGAGCCUGGAGGGAAUGAGAACAAGUAGUUCGGUUCUGUUUGUGGGAAUGAAAGGACAGUGUCUCCUCUGGUCAUUGGCAGAAGUGUGCAUCUCUUGUGGGCAGGUCACAUCAAGUGUCAUUGAUUUUAUGCAGAAAAAUAAUAGAGAAAGUGUCCAACCUUCCCCAAAACAAUUCUUCCAUUUUCAGCUUGGGGAGGAGUUUUUCUGAAAUUGAAAUCCAGAGGCUUUAUUGUAGCCAUAGGUGCAGAGUGAGAUAGAAGAGAGAAAAGAGGAACCAUUUCCCUGGAUAAGCAGGAUUAUCUAUUUGUGGAGUCGAAAGGGCAGGCAGGUCUGCCUGUUUUAAGCAGGGGAGUCUUGCUGAAAAUAGUCUUAGGCAGCAUGUGGGCCACCUAGACACUCUUAUACAGGCAUUUAGAAGUAAUUUUGCUAAGUAUCACACAGAUGUACACGUUGUAAACACCUCCUGUCUUUUUCUUCGUGGUGGCCAGUGGCUUGGAGGCAGUACAGAUGACCCAGCCAAGAAGUACCUUGUGGUCCUCUGAGUGGCUCCACUGUGGGCCCUGCAAAGAGCUCCUGGCCCCCUCCUCACAGCUGCUUCCCUCAUCAGGGUGAACAACAUUUUCUUUUUUUCCUGCCUCAGAUCAGUGUUAAAAGCCAUUUUAGAACAUUUUAAUUUCCUAGGAUGGACAUUGACAGAUUUUACCCAGAGUCUGAAUGGUAGCAUGUGUGGAGGGUGGUGACCCAACAUUUCUGUUCCUCUGGAAUGACAGAAGCUUUAGCAAAGGGGUCAUAAUCCAUGUUCUUCGUGAAGUCCAAAGAUGGUCUAGAGAAGGUUCCAAGGGAAGGCUGGUGCUAGGUGUCAAGAGACCCAUUGUCACCUUUUUUUUAAAAAAAGAGAAAAAAUGCAUCCUUGUUUGCAAGUUUUUAAACUGCAAACUCAUUUUAUAGGAAAGUCUAGAAGUCAUUUGUCCUCAGGUCUGUUUGCAGAGAGGGCAGUUGUGUCGUGUUCAGAAAUGUUGCUUUUUUGCUCUCUCAGUUUGAAGGUGUCCCUAGAGGAUGACAUUCCGUGGUGUGGUAUGAUAUAGGAGGCUCAGCUUUUCUUGAAGAAGGAUUGAAUUGUGUUUUCCUGUUUGUGUUUAUACAGGCAUUUUACAUGGUAAUUUUUUUCUUGUUCUUCAGCAUACAGCCACUAUAACUUGAGAGGUCAUUGCACUAUUAGUACUUUAAGAUUUUUAGUAAUGUCAUGAAUUUAAUUUGCCUAAGUAAAAUUCACUCUGAUCCAGAAUCAGUUCCACCUUGGCAUAGCGUAUGGUGUUCGGGCAAACACGGUCAGGAAACGAUGUUCUCUUUUAUGGAGUUCUUUCAGAUGUUUGCAGAAUCAGAAAUUCAGUUCAACAAAAAUCUUUGGUUGAGCUUUAAAAAUAGAUUUGAAGGGAUACUUUAAAAGAGUAGGCAUUCAAAAAUUAUGGAUUAGAUUUUUUUAAAUUCCUGCAUAGUAAUUUUGCACUGUAAGUAAUUUCCAGUUCUCUCCCUGAUCCCUGUCUGCAAUUCUGAAAAAGCUUAUUAAAAUAUUUUUUUAAACAUG